CUCCUUAGUCAUCCGUCAGCUGCGCUUAUCCAGCCAAUCAAAUUUGCAAGCAAAUAUGUACCUCACAACCUGUCAACUCGGUACACGUGAUAAAUUAUAUUGACCAAUCCACACUGUGUACAAAUUCCACGCAUUGAUUUGCUGAUCUGUUGAUUAUAAUAUUAUGUAGUCUAUUUUUUUUUCUCGCUGCCAUGCCCAAUUUUUUCUUUUUCUUUUUUGGUUGCUGGUCAAGUGCAAAUAAAAAAAGCGAUCGCAAGAGAGACUAAAAAGAAAUCAGUCGUAAAAAUUUCUUUUUUAAUUUUUUUUGCUCCUCAAUUACGAUAUUUAAUUCUACUCCAUUUAUUAUUAUUAUUUCAGCAAAAAAAAUACCACCAUAAUUUACAAUGUCAGCACUGGACAAGAUGCAGCAGCAGGCCAAACACACCACGCACUCGUCUGCCAUGGAGGAGGACGACGAAAUCAUUAUCACAGCCGACCAGCUGGCAUACGUUGCCACAUCCACGGCCGCCGCAGCGACUCCGUCAUCGGCAGCGGCCUCUGACAAGCCCCAGUUUGCGCCGCUGUCGGCCAAAGACUUGCGCACGGAUCGCUGGGAAUCCCGGCGCAUCCGCGUCCCACCACACCGGUUUUCACCCCUAAAAACCGACUGGCUUAAAAUCUACUCCCCCAUUGUCGAGUACCUCAAGCUGCAAGUACGGAUGAACCCGAAAUCGCGCAUGAUUGAGAUCCGGUCGUGCGAGGAGACCGAGGACACGGGGGCGAUCCAGAAGGCCGCUGACUUUGUGCGCGCCUACUGCAUGGGUUUUGCCGUCGAGGAUGCCAUAGCGCUGCUGCGUAUGGAUGACUUGUACCUGGAGACCUUUGAGAUUAAGGAUGUCAAGACUUUGAAUGGUGACCAUCUGUCUCGUGCUAUUGGUCGUAUUGCCGGAAAGGACGGAAAGACCAAGUAUACGAUUGAGAACUCAACCAAGACGAGGAUUGUACUGGCUGACUCCAAGGUGCAUAUCUUGGGCACGUUCCAGAAUAUCAAGAUUGCCAGGGACGCUGUCGGUAACCUUAUUCUCGGUAGCCCACCAGGAAAGGUCUACUCGAACCUGCGGACCCUCUCGUCGCGGAUGAAGGAGCGCUUCUGAGAUAAUAAUAAAACACAAGUGGAGGGGGAGCCGAGAUGUUUUUUAGAUGUCAAUGUUUCUGCUUGCUUUAAAAUAGUUUAUGGAAUUUUAUUUUUCAAGAUACACAAUC
Molecule: messenger RNA, 1242 nt
Organism: Kickxella alabastrina
Lineage: Eukaryota; Fungi; Kickxellomycota; Kickxellomycetes; Kickxellales; Kickxellaceae
Product: Pre-rRNA-processing protein PNO1
Exons: 1
Coding region: 384-1133 (249 amino acids)
Cellular component (GO): nucleolus
Molecular function (GO): RNA binding
Source: RefSeq, a predicted model, not a curated record